Messenger RNA from Python bivittatus (Burmese python), 3682 nucleotides. It is a transcript of the gene TECR, whose product is annotated as trans-2,3-enoyl-CoA reductase. Gene Ontology annotation, biological process: very long-chain fatty acid biosynthetic process. NCBI's taxonomy places the organism in Eukaryota, Metazoa, Chordata, Lepidosauria, Squamata, Pythonidae. Gene Ontology annotation, molecular function: oxidoreductase activity, acting on the CH-CH group of donors. The record is from RefSeq and is a predicted model, not a curated record.
AUGGAUGGGAAUUUGCUGCCUAUAGAGGGGUGUCCUCCCCUUCAAAGAACUUACAAUGAUUUAGGGCCACAUCUUCCUACUAAGAAAUCUAAAAGGGGUGUUCUUUUUUUUGAGGUGGAGAUCCUGGAUGCCAAGACCCGCGAAAAGCUGUGCUUCUUGGAUAAGGUAGAGCCCAAUGCUACCAUAGCCGAAAUCAAGACUCUCUUUACUAAGUCUCACCCUCAGUGGUAUCCAGCCCGGCAGUCCCUGCGACUAGAUCCCAAAGGAAAGUCUUUGAAAGAUGAAGAUAUCCUUCAGAAUUUGCCGGUUGGUACAACAGCAACACUAUAUUUCCGGGACUUAGGAGCACAAAUCAGCUGGGUGACUGUAUUCCUCACAGAGUAUGCUGGGCCUCUGCUCAUCUACCUGCUCUUUUAUUUCCGGGUUCCCUUCAUUUAUGGCCCAAGAUAUGACUUCACCUCCAGCAAGUAUUCUGUUGUUCACCUGGCUUGCAUUUGUCACUCUUUCCACUAUGUCAAGCGCCUCCUGGAGACCCUUUUUGUCCACAGAUUCUCCCAUGGAACAAUGCCCUUACGUAACAUCUUCAAGAAUUGCACUUACUAUUGGGGCUUUGCAGCCUGGAUGGCAUACUAUAUCAAUCACCCUUUAUAUACGCCACCUGCAUAUGGACAUGAACAAGUGAAAUUGGCACUUAUCAUAUUCCUGUUCUGUCAGCUGGGAAACUUUUCUAUUCAUAUUGCUUUACGGAAUCUUCGCCCUGCUGGUUCAAAGACCAGGAAGAUCCCGUUCCCUACCAAGAACCCAUUCACAUGGCUUUUCUUGCUGGUCUCUUGCCCCAAUUAUACCUAUGAGGUAGGGUCUUGGAUUGGCUUUGCCAUAAUGACUCAGUGCCUUCCAGUGGCUCUGUUUUCCUUGGUUGGAUUUAUUCAAAUGACCAUUUGGGCAAAGGGAAAACACCGAAGUUAUCUGAAGGAGUUCCGGGAUUACCCACCACUACGUUCACCCAUCAUCCCCUUUCUGCUCUAAGCCCCUUUCUGCACUAAAAUAUCAUUCUGGGCUGGUAGUUUCAUUUUUGUUUUUUAUCUUCUUGAGCAGCUGUUAUUGGAGUCUAAAACAGGAUUUUCUUUCACUGUCUACACUGUGUUUUGAGGGAGGUUGUUGGAAUUCCUUGCUUUUUAAAGUUAACUGCCCUUCCCUCCAUCAUCUUUGUCUUUACCUAUUCCAGAGCUAUAUUCGACUUAAAAUAACACUUCCCUACAGGCACCAUGAAGACAAACACUGCAGCAGAGAACAGAGGGAACAAUCCAAUUUUACAGGGAAAAAAGUUUAACAGCUGCUAGGCAUUAUGUCUGUAAGAGCUGGUACCAUAAAUGAAGUCUAGGCAGCUGGACAUUGGCCAAAAGUGAGUACUUAGGGUAGCAAUCUUAGCUCUAGUCCUCACUAAUGAUAAUUUUAGAAAAGUUGUCUACCCAAAUUGUGCCCCACUAUGGACUUGAAAGCAGAAAAAUUCUUUGGGAUGCAUGGUGCCAUUCCUAAACCAAAUAGGUCUUUUCCUGGGAUCAUGCAGUGCAGCUGCACGAUCCCAGGAAAAGGCAUGGCUGCUUUAAGGAGUUACAGACUGAUGCAGUGAUCAUGGUCCUGUGUGCUAUGAAGCACCUUUUUGCAUUUGCAUUCAAAGCACAACACAGCCUAUCAGCUCAGCUUUGGGCAUUCUCCUAGUAGUAAAUACUGUUAUGGCUUUUUUUAUUGUGGAGUGGUGCUUGAUACUAAAAAAUUGUAAUUUUUUUUUCUGGUGGGAAGUAGACUGAUUAAAAUCAGUUGCAAUGCUGCCUUCAUCUCUUUUAUAGGAUGGCCUUGUAUCCCUUUUUAGCCCUUGCUCAACUAGUAGGCACUGGUGCUUGAAACCAAAAUUGAAAAUGGCUCAAUUGAAUGACAAUAUGAAUAAUUUCAUAAAGGCAGAAUACAUUAUUUAAUUAUCCCAGUCAUAGACUAAACUUAUGACAUGGCAAAGUUAUCUGGGGAGUAUUCCCUGCUGUGAAGCAAAGGAGGCAAAUUAGUUAUGAUCCAGUAGUAGCUCUAGUGUUACAUAGGUUGUUUCAGUCCUAUCCACCAAACUGGCCCUUUGUCAUCAUCAAAAAUCCUUUUCCUAGUAGAGUCUGAUAAGCACUGAACAGCAUCUGCUAGGUAGAAGUGUGUACUUUAAGUUCACUCAAUUUUGGGUGAUGGUAGAAUAGGCCUUCUGUAGUCAAGAGAAGAUGAUCUUGAAAUGCAGGUCUAACAAAUACAGUCUUAUGCCUAACUAGCAAUAAUUGUGUAUCUUUCUGUAACACAGGCCUGCUGAAAGGUGUGUGGACAUUACAAAUGACAUCAGGGCAACUAUGGAGAUAUACAAGUGAAACUUUGAUUUAAUGGACCAGAUGGGGGAGGGGGGUUGUUAUUUCCAGUUGUCCAUUAAAUUGGAGAGUAAGUGAUCAACAACAAUGUAAUUAUGCAAAUGUUGCAAAUUAUAUCACUUGAGUGAUUUAUUCUGUUUGCAUGAUGUACUUAAAAUUGCUCUGAGAAAUUUUGGGGGGGAAAUCCUGCUUUGAAAUUUGACUUGUAACGAUUUCUAGCACUAAAGAGAUAAGGAAAGGCCUAUUAUUCCUCCUAUAGAAAAAUAUUCAGUGUUACAGAACUGAAGCCUCUUAGGAUUGGACUGCCUUCUUGAGAGGUUGUUGUUUAUUUUUCUGUUUGUCAUUGUUAGUAAGGUUGUGAUACUACAUACAGGUAGUCCCCGGGUUAUGAUGGCAUUUGGGACCAGGAUUGCCAUUGCUAAGCAAUGCAGUCGUAAAGUGUGACACCAUGUGACCUCAUCGCUUAGCAACGACAAUCCUGGCAGUCCCAGUUGCCAUCAUAACCCCAGGAUGGGUGGGUUGUUAAGUGGGAAACAGUGUGAGUCCCAGGUAAGGAACAGUGCGGGGAGGCCUUGGAGGGCUGGCACAGGCCGUGCAGGAGUUGGGGAGUGCUUGGGAGACCUGGUGCAGACUGUGCACGAGUGCAGGAAGACCGGGGGGGAGGGGGUGGAAGGUGUGGCAGGGCACGAGUGCAGGAAGGCUGGGGGGGUGGAUGGCACAACAGGAUGUGAGUGCAGGAAGGCUGGGGGUGGUGGAUGGCAUGGCAGUGCACAGGCACAGGAAAGCCGGCGGGGAGUUAACAGAGCCUCACGGAUCUUCCCUGCUGGCCUUCCCCAUUGAUUUUGCUUGUGGGAAGCCAGCAGGGAAGGUUGGAAAUGGUGAUCAUCUGACUGCAGGAUGCUGAAACUGUGGUAAGUCCAAGCCGGUUGCCAAAUGCCUGAAUCAUGAUCAUGUGACCGCAGGGCCACUGCAACGGUCGGUCAUAAGUUCCACUUGUUCAGCCCUGUCGCAGUUUCAAACAGUUGCUGAAUGAGUGUUUGGUAUGUGAGGACUACCUGUAUAUUUAAUUUGGAGGAAGCCCCAUAUGAAGUAGUGGGACUUGCUUCUAAACAAACAUGUCCACAAUCAAGAUGAAUGUUUGCCAUAGUCUUAGAUUAUGCUGCAUGUGAGCAGUGAGAUAUUGGAAAUCUAGGCUCCAAGACUGCUGUUAAAUGAGCCACUGACUUUUUGCUAUAAUCCAUUUCAUGUGGAACUUUAUUUGAACUAACCAAUAAAUAAUCCAGCCACUG